GUGCGCCGGGGAUGGCGGUGACAGUGACGCUGGAGCCCGUGGGCCGCUGCCGCUGGGACGAGCCGGUGCGCAUCGCCGUGUGCGGCCUGGCCCCGGGACAGCCGGUCACGCUGCGCGCGUCCCUGCGCGACGAGAAGGACGCGCUCUUCCGAGCCCACGCGCGCUACUGCGCCGACGCCCACGGCCAGCUGGACCUCGAGCGCGCGCCCGCGCUGGGCGGCAGCUUCGCGGGGCUCGAGCCCAUGGGGCUCCUCUGGGCUCUGGAGCCCGAGAAGCCUUUUUGGCGGUUUCUGAAGCGGGACGUGCAGACGCCCUUCGCCGUGGAGCUGGAGGUGCUCGAUGGCCACGACCCUGGCGCCCAGCGGCUCCUGGGCCGCGCGGUGCACGAGCGCGACUUCCUGGCGCCCGGGGUGCGGCGUGAGCCAGUGCGCGCGGGCCGGGUGCGCGCCACGCUCUUCCUGCCGCCGGGACCAGGACCUUUCCCAGGGAUCAUUGACAUCUUUGGUGUUGGAGGAGCCCUGUUGGAAUAUCGGGCCAGCCUUCUGGCUGGCCAUGGCUUUGCCACAUUGGCUCUAGCUUAUUGUGACUUUGAAGAUCUUCCCAAGAAAUUCGACACCAUACACCUGGACUACUUUGAAGAAGCCCUGUGCUACAUGCUUCAACACACCCAGGUUCCAAUGACUCAGCAUUCUCUAGUGGAUGACUCUCUGGAAGUUUGCAACGAAUUCCCAAAUUUGCCAGUAAAGGGCCCUGGCAUUGGACUUCUGGGCAUUUCUUUAGGGGCUGAUAUUUGUCUCUCCAUGGCCUCAUUUUUGAAGAACAUCUCAGCUACAGUUUCCAUCAAUGGAUCUGGCUUCAAUGGAAACAAAGCCAUAUACUACAAGGAGAAUAGCAUUCCACCACUGGGCCAUGACCUAAGGAGAAUGAAGGUAGCUUUUUCAGGCCUCCUGGACAUUGUGGAUAUAAGGAAUGAUAUUGUAGGGGGAUGUGAGAACCCCUGCAUGAUUCCAAUAGAGAAGGCCCAGGGGCCCAUCCUCUUCAUUGUUGGUCAGGAUGACCAUAACUGGAGGAGUGAGUUAUACGCCCAGAUAGCCUCUGAACGGUUACAGGCCCAUGGAAAGGAAAAACCCCAGAUCAUCUCUUACCCUGGGACUGGGCAUUACAUUGAGCCUCCUUACUUUCCCAUGUGCCCAGCUUCCCUACACAAAUUACUGGACAAACCUGUGAUCUGGGGUGGGGAGCCCAGGGCUCAUUCUAAGGCCCAGGUAGAUGCUUGGAAGCAAAUUCUAACCUUCUUCACCAAACACCUUGGAGCUUGCCCCAAAUUGUAAUGCCCCAAAUUGUAAUUGGUCUGUUAUUGAUAGGAGAGAUUCAAGGUCAGAUUUUAGUGUUUAAUAAUCUUAUGUGAAUCACUUGUCCCCUGGAUAACAUUAAAUUCAUGUCAUUGGUAUUAAUGCUAUAUUUUAGGUUACUUUUUUGAGAUUAAUUUUGUCAUUAAUUUUUCUAAUGUAACAAAUGCCUAUUGUAGAAGAUCCAAUUAGAAGUAUACAAUACUAAAUAGUAAAAAGUAU
This is a messenger RNA of Globicephala melas (long-finned pilot whale), 1571 nucleotides long. The record is from RefSeq and is a predicted model, not a curated record. Lineage: Eukaryota; Metazoa; Chordata; Mammalia; Artiodactyla; Delphinidae.